UGCAACCGCGUGGGCUUUGCGUUGUUGUGUGGAUUCCCCCCCAGGCGUUUGCAAUUGUCUAAUUAAAGUGCUAAAUUCGUUUAUCAGAAUGGUCCAUCCACACAAUAGGAAGAAAUCGAAGAAGCAGAAGAAGGAGAAGGAGCGCAGGCCAAAGAACACGCAGAAGCCGAAGCCAAAGCCGACACAGGAAAACAACCAAAAGGAAGACCAAUCCGUGGGCGAUGGCGGGGGCGGCGAAUGUGAAAUAUCAGAGCUGAAGAUGGAGAAGGUCGGCGAGAGGAGUGAGUUGUACGAGGAUUACAUGGACUUCUACGAGGGCGGGGCACGCGGCGCGAGCCUGCAGAGGAAGCUGUGCAAGGCGGUGAGCGCCAAGGUGCUGACGGACUACGAGCGGAUGGUCGAGGCGAUCGGGAGUGUGACCGAGCACAUCUUUGAGUUCCGCAAGUACGAGGUGUACGUGAUGCUGUACCCCACGCUGGCCAUGGGCUACCUGCAGAUGGUGUGGAGCGGCAAGGGGCAGAGGGCCAAGGCCUUUGUGGAGCGGCACAGGCACGACUUGGACGAUUCGUACAGGAGUCGCAUGGCCAGGCUGGUGCUGAUCCGCAGGCCGGAGGAGGUGCCGGGCAGGGCGGUGGAGCUGCUGGCUGGGGCGGACAAGGUGCAGUUCUUCAUGGCCUGCAGCACCUUCCAGCGCUUCAAGACGCUCCAGGCGAAGUUCUGGACGGGCGGGCAGCUGGCGGUCUUCCUCGCCCACUUUGACAUCUGCAUCUACGCCGAUGAGAAGCUGUCGCCGGAGCGGGUCCGCCCGGCGCGUCCCUUGCCGGAGCCCUUCUCGUGGGCCGCCGCAGGGGCUGUGCCGGACUGGCCGCUCGAUCGCAGCCAGCUGCCCAGGGUCUGCAUUAACAUGGCCGCGCCCAUGGACAGUGCCGACGAGGUGACUUGCGCGACGCUCUCGGAGGACCAUUGCAGCGUGGCCUUUGGCACUGGCUGCGGCAUGGUGCACGUGGUGGCCGUGAACAAGGACUGGCGAGACGCGAACAACCUGCGGAGGGAGAAUGUGUUUUGCGGCCACCAGCAGUCGGUGCUGGCCUGCGCCUUUUCGCCCGGGGACCGCCACCUGCUCACCUCCUCGGCGGACUGCACCAUGCGGCUGUGGUGCACACGCUCCGGAUUCUGCAAGAACGUCUAUCAGUACCGCGCGGCCAGGUGUGUGGUGUUCGGGCCGAGGGGCUGCCACUUCGCCACCUCCUCGGACGACAAUGUGGCGCGCGUGUGGGGAGUGGACUCCAGAAGUCCCCUUCUCAGUCUCUAUGGCCACUUGGCGCGACUGGAGGUGUGUCUGUUCCACCCGAAUGGCAACUACUGGGCCACUGGAUCGGCAGACGCCACCGUGAGGAUCUGGGACUACGACAACCGCGCCCAAGUGCGCCUCCUCCGCGGCCACAAGGCCCCAGUCACUGCCCUGGUGUACUCGGUGUGCGGACGCUACCUGGUCUCUGGGGGCCGAGACAACCUCAUCAUUGUGUGGGACACAGCCGACGAGCGAAUGAUCCGCUGCCUGUGCCAGCACAAGGCGAUGAUUGCCUCCAUGGAGAUCUCCUGCUGCAACAAUCUGCCUGGCUGUUCCGUGGCCCAGGGCCCAGCACCGCUGAUCUGCUCCCUGAAGGGCACUGAGAUGGGAAUUUUCCUCCAGGGCGGCUUCCAUGGUCGCAAUGGCCUGGUUGCCAUCUGCACGACCAGCUGCCAGGAGGUGAAGGAGCUCAGCGCCAAGGCAGUGCAGCAGGAGGCUUCCCUUGCUGCCCUUGUGAAGAAAAUUGCAGAUAUCCAAGCGGAAAUCCAUUUGAAUGCAGAGCGAAAACUGCUGGUGCAGUCCAUGCUGGAGGCAUUGCGCAUCGAGCGCGAGCCCUGA
Molecule: messenger RNA, 1909 nt
Organism: Drosophila obscura
Lineage: Eukaryota; Metazoa; Arthropoda; Insecta; Diptera; Drosophilidae
Product: transcription initiation factor TFIID subunit 5-like
Exons: 3
Coding region: 89-1909 (606 amino acids)
Molecular function (GO): protein binding; RNA polymerase II general transcription initiation factor activity
Source: RefSeq, a predicted model, not a curated record